Messenger RNA from Rhinolophus ferrumequinum (greater horseshoe bat), 3803 nucleotides. RefSeq names its product chromosome 19 C18orf63 homolog (gene C19H18orf63). The transcript has 10 exons. The coding region runs from base 122 to 961 and encodes 279 amino acids. Lineage: Eukaryota; Metazoa; Chordata; Mammalia; Chiroptera; Rhinolophidae. The record is from RefSeq and is a predicted model, not a curated record.
CCGGCAGCUUCCUCACGGGAGGGAGAAGGCCCUGCCAGGGCCCGCCUCAGGAGGCGACGUCUUGGAACGCAUUGCUUUUCCGGCCUGAUUGCUGAGACAUUCAUUCAAUCAACAGGAAAAUAUGAAUGAUCCUAGGCAGCCGUCACUCUUCUUCAUCACACUUCCAGAUUUACACAGACUCUGUGCUGUCAGGAUAAUAUUGAGUAAUGGGGUGGCAGAUACUGAAAUUAGGAGUACACAAAUUAAGAUGUGCAGGCAAUUGCUGCUUUUGCACCAAGAUAUUCUUACAUCACCUGUACCUGGAACAAUUAACCAAAUUUGGGUGGUGAUGGCGAUACCAUUUUAUAAAGCUGGAAAACUUAAUGCAUAUGUUGAAAACUACGGAGCUAAGGUGGAGGCCCCACAAAGAGUAAUUCCUGUGAUUCUUCAAAACUGCCUUUCAUAUUCACUCACAGCUAGACUUGCUCCAGCCUGGAAUAAAACUGGCCAUCUCUUGGUGCAAGGAAGAGAGUUUCUUUCUCAGAGGGGAAAGCAAAGUGCCAUUGUAUUAAACAUCAAUGUAACAGAAACUCAAGUUUGUCUGAGUAUAGACGCUCACACGAUCAGACUGCCACCACCUGAGCUAGCAGAAUUUGGUAUUUCUCCGAGUAUUAUAAAGGAUUUUGAUAAUCACAAGAAUGCUGUCAUUGAGGGACAUUCGAUUUUAAACAACUGGUGCUACGUUUUGCCAAGUAUGAAAAUGGGGAAGAUAGUAUGUAUUCUUCAUACUACACCCCCUGACUGUCCUUUUCACUCAUAUGAAGAUUUCCAGAUGCACUGGGAUAACCUGUAUGGCUAUAAACUUCCAGAAGAUUGUGGAGAUACUGAAAUCUACUGUAGCAUCUACUUCAAAAUGAUCGGAGGAAGGAUCUUGACAUAUCCUGUACGCCACUUGGAGCAGACGCUCUACGGCCACCUGUGAUCCAGGCUUUUCUCCUGGCCUGUCUGGUCCUUUUCAGCCUUCUCUAUGUCUAAGUGAAACUGCUUUCCUCUCUACUUCUUUGUAUCUGAGUGAGUGUUUUUGUUUUGCUUAGAACGUUCCCAUGUUUAUUUGAGGAUGAGUUUAAUAAUGAUAUUUUUCCCCUUAACACUGCUGCAACAACUUAGCAAAAGAAACGUUACAGUCGGUAGAAAAAACCUUUAUAUGAUCCCUAGCAGAAAUUGAGAAACCGAUCUUAGGAUUCUCCUUAGCCAAAGGCUCCCUCCUGUGGCACUUUGGAUAUUACUGAAAGGGUGGAAGUAAAAGAAGUAGUUGUUUAACAAAGAUUUUUCUUUUUGGAAGGUUAUUUUAUUUUACAGGCAAAAUUUGGAGGUUUUGACUCACACUUAAUGUACCCAUUGAUUUUAGAAAAUAUCUUCACAUUAUUUUUAAAAUCUGCACACAAAAAUAGCACAAGUGCUCCUGUGAAACUCUUGGGUCUUAAUACUGAUCUCAUCAUCCCUGUCUGUAUUCUGACCAGCUGGAGUUUCAACAUGGAAGAGAAAAGAGCCAUAAUGUUCUCUUUCUGUAUUCUAACCCAAACCUUAAUAUAAAAGUGAAGUUGACCCAUACCAAUUAUUCCCUUUCAUUAGAUGCCAAGUGAUUACUCUAAAUCUGCAGAAUAUUUUUCAUCAGAAAAGUAACUGCUUUUUUCAAAAAACUGCUUUUGGAGCUUGAAUAAAAUCUCCACGUGUUGUUUCUCUGUACUGAAUUUUUACUUCUUUUCGGAGAUGCAACGUGUUUAUUGUUUACUAUAAACACUUGUUUCUGUAAUCUAUAAAAGUCACAGUAGCUUUCUUAUAAGUCACUUUUGGGAUAUGUUGAUUUGCCAGUCUAUAUAGAAAGCCAUAUAAUAGGGAUGCAAUCAGUUGUCUUGAUUGUGUUAAAAUCGAGGUAAUUAAGAUCCCUGUGAGAAAACAUGCUCUUUAGCUUUGGAGUAUAAACUUGGAAUUAUUUAGCUUGAAAUAAAUAAGCAAUAAUCAAAUACUUGGGAUUUAUUUAUAUGUGCCUUUUUAACAGUUAUUAUUUUAAUGGGUUUUUUUAUGCCGUGAAAGUUGCUAUCUCUUAUAUACAAAAAAUGUUCCAUUGUUCUUUAACUUUGUUCACAUACCCUCUCAGUUGCAUCCGAAGUCAGCCCAUACAGUUCUUUCCAAGGGUAGAUUUGGGAGGUGUGUUGAAAAGUUUUCUUUCAGACUUAAAAUCUAAACUGCCUCAUAUGUGUGGAUUUCCCAUAAAGAUGACAACGAAACCAUGCUACUUCACCCAAGAACUAACUAAACCGCGUAUACAGGUGAGAGAUUUGUGUUCUGUCGGGACACACUACACACCUGUCUUACCUGGAUCUCUUGCUUCUCUGAUGGACCACCUAACCCACUGUGCUGUAAUACUUUUCUCUCGGUUCAGCGUUCCCCUAAUACAGUUUGCUAUUAUUAAGUACUUAACCAUUUGUCACUACCAGUUGUUAUUAUUAUGGUAUUUAAUGUGCUUUUGUAGUAGUACUUAUUUACUGGUCUAUUUCUUCUAAUGUAGUGUGAGCUCAUGGAGGCUAGGGAUCAUGCUCAAUCUUGUUAUCCCAAGGGCCUGAUACACAAUAAGUGUUCAUUAAAUGCCUUUUCAAUGAAUAAAUGAUCUUACAUUAUAGUUUAGAAACAUUUGCUUCCUACAAACCGAAGUUUACUUUGCACUUCUGCCACUUCGUUUGAGUCUAAUUAUUGAAAAAGUCUUUGAAUAAUUCCAUUUUUAGAAAUUAAAUUAAUUACAUUUUCAUUGUAAGAUGAUGUGCUAAGUAAAAUUUUAUGAAAAACAAGAAACAGUUGAGCAAUACUGAUGAAGAAAAUGUGGUGGCUUAUCUUCACACUCACUAGAAUGAUUUCUUUGUCAAAACAAAAUUAAGAGGAAAGUUUUUAAAGAACAAACCUAAGGAAAUUGAAUUUAAAGUUUUCCACAAUAUUCUUUCUUUGGAUUGACAAAUAAUUGUGUGUUUUCAUCAAAGGGAAGUCAAAAGUUUGAGCAGUUUGAAACAUAAUAUGAAUUCCAUGACUAUCUCCCUGUCUGCUCAGUCGCCUGCCUUUGCCCCGCUCGUCUCUGCUUAUUGCAGUUCGCACUGCGCCAGUGGUUUCAGCUCUCACGCUGCAUUGGCUCACACACGAUGCCUCAUGGCAUUUUUUCAGUUUUUGCUGCCAUGCUAAUUGUUUCACCCUCUUUAUAAUCCUUAGCUACAAUUCACCAGGGCCAGUAUGAUAGACCCCACUCAUCUUUUCAGGCCAGACCACAUCAUCUGUCACUAGCCGGCAUGUAGAUUUGGGAUCCUUGGGUCAGAGGCCAACACCUUGUACAGAUGGUGUAAAAACAUGAGAGCAUCGACGUCAGGGGCUGUAGAUGAGGCCACUUCCUUAGAAGGGAGCGUGGUGAACAGAUACCAAUUGACAUCUUUAUGAUAAUGAAUCUUAAAAUUUUUCCCAGAUACAACAUUUGUAACAGUUUAGUGGCUGGCCAAGUCCAAACCUGAGGAAUUUGGAAGAUAUGUCAUUACAUCAUGCACAGUUAUUGAAUAUAUUUAUUGAGUACUGAAUAUUUCCAGCCCAUAUCUGUUUCAGAAAUAGUGGAUCCAAACAAUAUACUUGUGAAAAUUUGCUUCUUACAUGUAAAAUAACACUUAAUUGGAAAUUCUGGUCUUUAUAUUGCUCCUAACAGCUGGAACCCUGACAAAAAUAUCUCCUACUCACUUUUAUUCUCUUCCGUGUGCCAGCUGCUUUUUUGUGUAUCAUCUCAUUUAAUUGUCAAA